Daphnia magna is the source of this 5313-nucleotide messenger RNA. RefSeq lists its product as uncharacterized. Lineage: Eukaryota; Metazoa; Arthropoda; Branchiopoda; Diplostraca; Daphniidae. Gene Ontology annotation, biological process: DNA integration. Bases 1 to 5313 code for a protein of 1770 amino acids. Gene Ontology annotation, molecular function: nucleic acid binding. The transcript has a single exon. The record is from RefSeq and is a predicted model, not a curated record.
AUGGGGAGAGGCCGUCCGAAGAGGAAAGUUUCACCUUCACCACCUACUCCAUCACCAGUCCAACCCACUACUGAACCUGACACAGCUGUAAUCGAACUGGAGCAGAAGAUGAAAUUAAGGACAAAGAUGAGAACCCAGCUAACUACCUUCUUCAAAGUCAUCAAUGAGACCGUCCAGCAACGAGGUUCGAGAACAGCAGUCACCACACUUUUAGAACAAGCCUCGUCGGUUAUGAAGGCCUCCAACGCCCUAAACGACGAGUUGGAACUGAAUUCGGCCAACGAUGAAGACUAUCAGAAACAGUUCCAGAAGCAGCUCAACUACGUCAAGAGUCUCGCCGACACAAAAGAGAUAGUGGAGGAGUAUCUCAGAGAAAGAAUGGGAGAAGCUCCAUCAGUCAUCAGUAACCAGAUCCAUCAACAAGUCGUCACUCCAUCUCGAACACCUUCAAUUCACGUAAGCAGUCAACAUUCUCAUAAUGCCAGGUUCCCAGAUUACCAGCUGUCGGUGUUAGAAGAAGAAGGAAGUCAGUUUUCGGAAGUUCGAGGUGUAGAACCAGCCCCUGAUGACUGGAUAGAUGACUACAAGGCAGGCCGACGUGCGGGCGAGCCAAUCACGAGAGAGGUGGGAUGGAAAACAACUGUCAAAACUGAUCUCGGUCCAUACUCAGGUUCAGCACUUGAAUGGUUCGCCUGGAUCGACCUGUUCAAAUCACUUGUGCACGAUUCGAACUGCUCACCGGGAGAGAAGCUGGCCAUUUUAAGAAGAAAUCUUCAGGGGGACUGUCAAGAUAUCGUUUACGGAUUAGGAGGAGGAGAGCCCGCUUAUAAGGAAGCAUUACAUCGCCUCAAACAAGAUUGUGGCAGACGAGAUGUAAUGAGAGCUGCACAUAUGCAAGCAGUAGAGAAAUUGGAUCCCGGAAGAGGAGCUCUACCCAAAAGGUAUGCUGAGAGAAUCAGAACACAUCUGUUCGACUUAAGAAGAAUUCGUGGCAGCAACUCAGUCGAUAUCAUAGAGAAGAUUUGCAGCAAACUCUCCGUACAUGACCGACUCGCAUGGAACGAUUCUAAGCGAUCCAGAGAAGAAACUAGAACCUUGGAGCAGUUUGGUGAAUGGCUCUGUUUCAGAGCAGCUGCCUACAGGACUCCUUACGACGUCGCUUCAGAUCAACAACAACAACCACAGCGAGAGCCCGGUAGGCAACGGGCUCGAACGAACCAUGUCGCCACCAACCGACCUCCACACAAGUGCUACAAAUGUCAGCAAGGUCAUCGCAUCGAUGUAUGUGAGUCGUUCAAAUCCCUCUCCAUUGAAGAAAGAAUUAAUUUCGUCAAACUACACCGCCUAUGUUACGGAUGCCUUCGUCCCUUCCAUUCAGCGAAAGUUUGUCGCAGUUCCAAGAUAUGUGGUGUUAACAACUGUAAACGUAGACAUCAUUCUCUCAUUCAUCAAGAAGAGCCGAUCAACCCGACCUCUGUGGAGACGUAUACGGGCAGUACUGCCUGCGCCCAGAUUGCUUCAAAUCAUCGAGUCAUCUUUGGAGUUCUUCGAGUCAACGUUCGGGAUCGAUCGGGCCGAUGGAAAACAGCCAAUUUAUUCUACGAUGAAGGCAGCGACACGUCGCUGGUGAGAGAAGGAUUCUUACGCCGACUAGGAUUCAAAGGCAAACCAAUCCUACUCGAGAUUUCUGGUGUCCGGGCGGAGAUAAGUCAUUUUAAGUCGGAACAAAUUGCUCUUAAUAUUGAACUUUCAUCUGGAGGAGCUGCUUGUGUGAACGUCGCAUCCCUUCCCAUCGUCUGCGAUCCGAAACCCUUGACCAACUGGGCCGACAAGAAGCGCAACUGGAUUCAUUUAAAAGAUCUACCCUUGGAGGAGAGUGGAGGUCGUAUUGACAUUCUACUGGGACUUGACCAUUGUCAUCUCGUCAUUCCUUUGGACGUUCGCAGUGGAGCAGACAACGAACCCUACGCGUUUAAAUCCAAAUUAGGAUGGAUUGUAAGAGGAGUACUGGGAGAAGCUGAUCCGAAGCAAUCCGCCCGGAUCAACGUGAUUUCAUCCCGCAACAUAUCUGACUUAGAUACGGCCAUUCGUCAAUUUGCAGACACGGAAUCAUUUGAGACAGAAUACAAGAAGGAUCGGAUGACCACAGAAGAUCAAGCAGCCAUCGACAUUGUCGCCGGAGGAACGCGACAACUGGAAGUAGGUUACGAAGUGGCGUUGCCAUGGAAACCGGCCUCACCUGGCCUACCCGUCAACCGCCCACUGGCCGUCUUUAGAGCAAAUAGCUUAUUCAAGAAGUUCGAGAAGGAUCCCGUCUACAAAGAAGAUUAUGCGAAGGCUAUGAAGAAGUAUUUUGAAAAGGGAUAUGCCGCUAAGGUUCCAGUGCUAGAACUCAACACCCCUAAACAGUAUUUCCUCCCACAUCAUGGCGUUUAUAAGAAAGGUUCAAGAAAGCUGAGAAUUGUGUUCGACUCCGCAGCCGUUUAUCAAAACCGUUGCCUUAAUGACGCGCUUCUCAGCGGCCCUGCCUGGCAGGUUCAGCUUCCAUCAGUCUUAAUCCGUCUCAGAGAAGGAAGAAUCGCCUUCGCAGCCGACAUCGAAGCGAUGUUUAGCAGAAUUCGUCUCCGCCCAGAAGAUGCAGCUUAUCACCGCUUCCUCUGGAAGGAAGAAGGAUCAGAAGAAUUUACCACCUAUCAGAUGAAUCGAUUGUCAUUUGGUGACAAAUGUUCACCAUUCGUCGCGAUCGCCACCAUCCGAAGAGUAGCAGACGAUCAUGGCGCAGAGAAACCGGAAGCGGUAAAGGCGAUCAAGGAAAAUAUGUACAUGGACGACUAUCUGGACAGUGCGAGAGACCUAGACGAAGCCGUUAAACGCGCAAAGGAUGUGAAGCAGAUCCUAGCCCAGGGAGACUUUCAUUUCCAAGAAUGGAUUUCAAAUGUUCCGGCAUUUUCAGCAAUACUCAAUUCCGAGUCAACGAUUACGAAAAGCGACCAUGAAAUAAAGGUUCUCGGAAUAAGAUGGAACACCGAACUUGAUCAUCUAUCUCUUGUUAUAGGUGGAGCAGACCAUGUUAUUUACAAUCGAUUCGGCAUUUCAAGUUUCGUCUCCAGCAUAUUCGACCCUCUUGGAUUCGCCUCACCAUGGAUCGUCAAGGCAAAGAUCAAGUCCAGAGAGCUCAGUACUAAAGGUGUCACCUGGGAAGAAAUCAUCGCAGAGGAUGACCAGACCUGGUGGAGAGAAUGGAUUACGUCGCUCAACACGAUAAAGGAAACGGCGAUCCCACGGUGUUUAUUCCCGGAUGAAGAAUUGAUCACGAGUUCCGAGCUACACGUCUUCAACGACGCAUCAGAGGAAGCGUUUGCGUCAGCAGUGUACCUGAGACAUACCUACUUAUCCGGCCAAGUCAUCAUUCAUUUAGUGAUAGCCAAAACCAAAUUGGCUCCAAAGAAGGUUCUGUCCAUCCCGAAGCUGGAGUUACAAGCCGCUUUGAUGGGUGCAAGAUUAGCUGACUAUGUAACCAACUCUCUGACCAGACCGGUUACUAGAAGAAGAUUUUGGACGGACAGUUCCUGUGUAAGAAAUUGGAUUAGGUCGACAGCCGCGUACUACAAACCAUUCGUCUCUCAUCGACUGGGGGAGAUCCAAGUACUGACAGAGUCUUUUGAGUGGAGAUUCGUACCCGGCCGUAUAAAUUGUAGCGAUCUAGCCACCCGUUCGUCAAUUGAAACCAUUCCUGACGUUUCGUUCAAGGGUCCAGAGUUCCUGUAUCAACCCGAAGAGGAGUGGCCCAUCGAUUUGCCCUGGAUGUCCGUCGUGGAAGAAGUAAAAUCAGCCCGGACCUUCCUUGCCGAAGUUGAAAUCCGCCCGCAAAUGGACUGGUCAUCUCUACAGUUCGGUCCAAACGAUUUACAAAAUGUUAUCCAAGGGAAAACACAACACAUCGAGAUACUACAACGAUGCCAAGAAGAAUCGUUUGAAAGAGAACUACGAAGAGUGAAGGAAUCAAAAGAGCUCCAUUCAUCGUCAAGCCUUCUUUCCCUCACACCGUUUAUCGGAAAGAACGGAUUAUUGCGACUGGGUGGCCGAAUCGGGAGAGCACCAUUGCCGUAUGAAAAUCUGCAUCAAAUCAUCUUACCGGGAAAUCAUCCACUCACCGACAAGAUCGUCGACGCAUUCCAUCGCGGUUAUCGCCACGCCGGGAUAGAAUUCAUUUUAUCUCGCAUCCGCGAACAUUUCUGGAUCGUGGGUGGAAAGGAAGCAGUGAGAAGAGCUAAAGAAAGGUGUCUGGAAUGUCGGCGGAAUCGAUCGAAAUUAGCUUCUCAGCUCAUGGGAGAGCUUCCGUUCUACCGCCUGGAAAUGUACACUCCGCCAUUCACGCGAACCGCCAUCGACUAUUUCGGUCCGCUUUUUGUUGGUUUCGGUCGAAAUCGCACGACAAAACGUUAUGGAGUUUUAAUCACGUGUUUGGUCACACGAGCCGUGUAUCUGGACUUAUCUCUUUCACUCUCAACCGUCGAUUUUCUUAUGGUGUUUAGAAGAUUCAUCGGUAUCUAUACUACCCCAAGAUGUGUCUACUCUGACAAUGGGACCAACUUUGUGGGUGCAGAAAAGGAGCUAGUGCAAAAUGUAGAAACCCUAGGGAAAGAUCAAGCUCUUCGCGAUUUUCGUCCGGAUCCGAUGGCUCCGCCAAUUGAGUGGAAAUUUCAACCACCCAGCGCCCCGCACUUUGGUGGUGCCCACGAGAGCCUCGUCAAGUCAGCGAAAAGAGCGUUGUACGAAGCGCUAGAUCAAGAAGCCAAGAAACAUCGCUAUCCAUCCGAAGAGACGAUGCGUACGCUGUUAUUCGAAGUGGCGGGAUUGCUAAACACUCGCCCUCUCACGCAGCUAAGCCCUGAUCCGUCCGAUCCACGUCCGCUUACACCAAAUGAUCUGCUGAAUCGUCCGUCAACGAGCCAUUUUCCCACUGGCUCUUUCAAAGACGCCCUACCUUCAGAACAUUACCGAUAUUUGCGUCGUGCCGUCAACAUAUUUUGGGAUCUUUGGAAAGGUCCGUAUCUACAAUCCCUUAUAGCAAGAAAGAAGAGGAAGAAAGAAAAGAGAAACUUUGCUGUUGGAGAUCACGUUUUGAUUGCCGACCCGAAUCAGCCAAGAGGAAUGUGGAAUCACGGAGUCGUUUCCGAGGUCUUCCCGGGACCCGACAAUUUAGUUCGAGUCGUCAACGUUAAAACAGAAGCCGGCCAAUCACUCCGCCCGAUCACUCGCCUCUGCUUGCUUACACCAGCUGAUAAUUCCGUCCAGCCAGAAUCCAGCUAG